This is a messenger RNA of Vollenhovia emeryi, 1842 nucleotides long. Its product is annotated as odorant receptor 4-like. The transcript has 6 exons. Gene Ontology annotation, biological process: detection of chemical stimulus involved in sensory perception of smell; sensory perception of smell. The coding region runs from base 476 to 1630 and encodes 384 amino acids. Lineage: Eukaryota; Metazoa; Arthropoda; Insecta; Hymenoptera; Formicidae. The record is from RefSeq and is a predicted model, not a curated record. Gene Ontology annotation, cellular component: plasma membrane. Gene Ontology annotation, molecular function: odorant binding; olfactory receptor activity.
GACGCAUAAUUUUUUGCUUUUUUUUCAUAGCGAAGCCAUCCAUGCUUAUCUUUAUACUAGAGAAUCACUAUUACGUUCUUAAGGAAAAUUAUUCAUCAAUUCUACAGCGUUCGGUUUUUCUUGGCAAAGCUGAUGAUGAUAUUAUCCACGUGUACCUUACUUUCCGAUUGCGAGAAAAAAUUUGUAAUCGCCUGUCAUCGCAAUUUAGUUUAUUAUUUCAUGACUGUCGCCGUACUGCAAGAUACAUAAUUGCAAUUGAUCGAGGCUCACGCUACCUCGUAUUUUUUGUACGGGGUAGUUCCGCUCUUUGCGAAAUUGCUAACUACGCGCGAGGGAGUGGGGGAUACGCAAGAGUUUAAAGACCUCUUCCUCGUGUUUUCCUCGCGGUGACGUUCCUCCCCGAUCCACUUCAUUUGAACAAGACGACGCGAACGGUUCGGCCAAGUGACGUUUCAAUGUGAGUUUACCAGCCGCUAUGAUAACAAGUACCAUAAGUCCCUUUCUAAAGAUCGGCCUCGGUCUGAUCGGAUUGUGGCCCGAUUCUUCGUACAGAAGGUUCUUCUGGUUCUUUUACAUGGCCACUCUUGUCGCCAUGCAAUACUUUCAGUAUUCAUGCUUCUUCGCGCGUUUGGCCACAAACGAUAUCUCCAAGUUGAUGGAUGGCUUGAACAUCACUUUGGAGUAUUCCCUAACAUUUCUAAAGCUGUUAAGCUUCUGGUACAAUCGUCGAAUAUUUGCAGAUAUUUUGACUGCGAUGAACGAUGACUGGAACGAUUGCUCCACGUAUUCGCAUUCGUACGUGAUGACGAGCAAGGCCAGUCUGGCGCAUCGUUGCUCCAACGUUAUGAUAUUCCUUAACGGUUUGGCCACUGUUUUCUACGUCAUUGGUAGCUUCGUGAGUCACCGCACGGUUUCCACGGGUGGUGAGAACAAUCUCCGGGAGUUUCCGAUGCAGGUACAGUUUCCAUUCGAUGCAGCCACCGACUCGCCGAUCUUCGAGAUCAUUGUACUGGGAUUGUUCCUUCAUGUUUGGGAAACGGCAACCAUAAUCGCGAUGCUGAAUUCCUUGAUGUUGACAUUGGUACUUCACGUAAGCGGCCAGAUCGAUAUCAUGUGCCAAGGACUGAGAGAAAUUACCACUACGGAAAAAUCUCGUUCGCCAGCCAUAAGACUGCUCGUCGAAAGGCAUCAGAGGAUUAUAUCUUUAUCGAACAAUAUUGAAAAUUUUUUCUCGUUCGUUGCGCUGAUACAAGUUAUAUGGAACACUGUAGUUAUGUGUUCCAUAGGAAUCAUGAUCGUGAUAUCUCUAGGCAUGGACGUGGAGGGUAAAUCCGGAUUAUUAAUACAAUCCAUCUUGCCGUACGUCGCUGUUACGUUGGAAGCCUUUGUUUUCUGUUUUGCUGGUGAAUACCUGAGUACUAAGAGCAAAUCUAUCAGCGAUGCUGCAUACGAGACACUUUGGUACGAGUUGUCCACCAGCGAGUGUCGAAUCUUAUUAUUGGUAAUCGUCAGAUCUCAAAAACGACUGACGAUCACGGCUGGAAAAGUUAUGGAUCUGACUUUAGAAGGUUUUACAGCUGUUAUGAAAGCUUCGGCGUCAUACAUGUCAGUAUUGCACGCAAUGUAUUGAAACUCAAAUCAACUUAUCCCAAGUAAUUAACCUCACUUGUUGAUUAACCAUGUGUAAAAGUACUCAUUAAACUAUAAAAACUAAUAAAAUAUUAGACGAAUAAACUUAUUUUGUUAUACCCGCUGGAAAAUGCAAAACGAAAAAUGGACGUUACGAUUUAACAAAAUCUUUGUAUCAGGUUUUAUGCAACAAUACAGAAAUAGAUUAUAUGG